UCCAGUAGCUACAUACACGUACGUAAGCGUCAUCUCUCACGUUAAAUUUAGUGUCGUGACUUUCACACAGCAAACGCUGUUACUAUUCAGUUCUGGAUUUGAAAUCCAUGUAUCGUGUUAUGUCGUGCUUGCGGAAGAAAUCUUUCACAAUGAAAAAUAAAUGAAUUUCUCUAUCUCGCCUUUAUGCAACAGCCUCUACUUGCUAGAGGUUAAGUGUGAUUACUAGGAUUCCCUCGAUCGUCUGGCCAUCUGGUGACUGACACGAUGCCAAGCGUCAUCCGACGUUUUUCAUCUCUGCCUUCUGAUAUCCACAAAUUCCAAUCACGAGCAGAUGAACAAUGGAAUAUCCACAGCAAACUCAUCAGCAUACAUGGGCGGCUAAGAAGAGCACGGCCGCAGUCAGGCGGAGACAUGUCCGCCAGUCCGAAUGACUCCACAGAAGAGACAACAGCCGUAUUCCCACCGACGUACAUUGUUAUCCAGUUCUCCAGACACAUACGGACCACUGCAUUAGUGUGGCUGGUAGACAAAAUAUGUGGGAAACGGCUGGACGGUGGAGCUGAGCUACUUGUAAGAAAACAACCUCAUCACGAUGGGGAGGGCUUGACCCUCCACGUAUCGGCCUCUAAAAUCAAGUUCCUGGAGGUGGCAGAGGAACUGGAGUUGAGGAAACGUGACAAAUGCGGUCUGAUCAGAGAGUUUACCGUCAGCCAGCUGGACGACUUCCUCGAGGAAGGGAUGCACGUGGAUGACCUGCUUACAACGGCAGAGAAGCAGUACAUAGUGAGACAUGAACUGGAGAACAUUCGCGCCCUUAAAGAAGAUGACCAGGUCCCGGGUUACCCUGCUUUUCGACUCUACGAGGGACAAUCAAUAGUUCAGGUUUGUCUUCACUGGAAGCUUCUGGACCGGAUGUAUCCCUUACAUGACCAAGAAGCACUGGGUAAACUGGGAAUGAAAUGGUACUGGGCGCUGUUUCGGAAGCAACCAUUCGAGGAGAUCAGGUUGUAUUUCGGAGAAGCCGUAGCACUUUAUUUCACCUUCCUCGGCUUCUACACGACAUCUCUGCUGGUCCCGAUGGUCCUCGGUUUCUUGCAGCUGUUCCUGUCCUCCGAGAGCAUCGCUUUCUUUUGCGUCUUCAACGUUCUCUGGGUGACAGUAUUUUUAGAGGUGUGGAAGAGGAAGUGCAGUGAACUCGCCUUUACGUGGGGCACCAUUGGCAUGACCAGCUUAGAUGAGCCACGUCCAAACUAUCAUGGUGUAAUGGGGAUUGACGUGGUGACAGGUCGUUAUCAGCCUCAGUUCCCUCGCUGGAAAACCAACGCCAGGUUAUACUGUGCCUCGUUGCCCAUUGUAUUACUGUGUAUGGUCGGGGCUUUCUUCGUUAUGCUUGCCUCUUUCUGGGCCGAAGAGAUGAUUAUACAUAUGAAGAAGCUACACGGUCUGGAAGCUGGCGGUCUCCUGGUUCUCAUGCCGAGUAUACUGUAUUCAGCUGUAGUCUUCAUAAUGAAUUGUUAUUACCGAAAGUUAGCAACGUUUCUUACUGAAUGGGAGAACCAUAGAACUCAAUCGCAGUUUGACAGACAUCGGGUCACGAAGCUCGUUCUCUUUGAAUUUGUCAACAACUUCAUGUCGCUUUUCUACAUCGCCUUUUAUAUCCAGGAUAUGGAAAUGCUGAAAAAUCAAUUGACUGUGAUGUUGAUUAUAUUUCAAGCCAUAAACAACUUUCAAGAAGCUAUUCUACCACUUCUAAUAAAGUGUUACAGCAAAAAGGUUACGAAAGCACUAAAAUUCGACGCAAUACUUGGAAACAAAGACAAUGAAGGAAGUAGCUACAUAAGGAAGAGGAGGCCUACCCUAAUUCACGAAAAGGACAGUGUCAUACCUGAUCAUAUUCCGGCACUGGAACCAGAUGAUCCACGUAUAGAACUCGCCAUUGCUGAAGGAGAAAUGGAAAACUACGAGGGAACAUAUGAUGAUUAUUUGGAAAUAUUUAUACAAUUCGGAUAUGUAUUCCUGUUCUCUUCUGUGUAUCCAAUGGCGGCUCUCUGGGCAGUGGUAAACAACAUAUUGGAAAUAAGGGCGGAUGCCUUCAAACUCUGCUGUUUAUACCAGAGGCCAAUGGCGAAAAGGGUGAAAGACACUGGAGCUUGGCAGCGUGCCUUUGAAGCUGUCGGUGCUAUGUCUAUUAUGACAAAUUGCGGACUGCUUUGUAUGUCGCCGCAGCUGCGACGCCUUGCGCCGUCACUAACCUCAGUGGAAUGGGUUCUCCUCUUCGUUGUUCUGGAGCACAUGCUCCUGGGAAUCAGACACAUCCUCCAUCUCGUGAUUCCUGAUAGACCGGAGUGGGUACGAGUGGCUCUAGCGAGAAUCAACCACCAAUCCAAACAAGCUCUUAAGAACGAGAGAACAAUCAAGAAUCGCCGUCAUCUGUUUCGAAGAUACAAUACGGUGCACGCUUCACUUAAUCACAACGAUUGAAGACUGCAUUUUGUUCUGAUCAGAAAAGCGGUGUGCAUUCACGCCCAAUUUCUUUUCGUGCCAAUUUAUUUUAGUUUCCAGAACUGCAGUAGAAAACAGGAGAUGCAUUUUGUGUUUGUAUAGAGCUAUUUCACGCUUAGCGUUUCACUCAGUUUUGCAUAGAAUACACUUUGAAAUUUAGUACUUUUUAAAUAGAAGGUGAUUGCUUGUAAUUUAUUUAUUUAUUUGUGCGUUUAUUUUCUUCACAACUUUUUAAAAUAAAUUAAUAAAUCCAA
This is a messenger RNA of Cryptotermes secundus, 2756 nucleotides long. RefSeq names its product anoctamin-10 (gene Axs). Gene Ontology annotation, molecular function: chloride channel activity. Gene Ontology annotation, biological process: chloride transmembrane transport. Lineage: Eukaryota; Metazoa; Arthropoda; Insecta; Blattodea; Kalotermitidae. The transcript is spliced from 14 exons. Gene Ontology annotation, cellular component: plasma membrane. The record is from RefSeq and is a predicted model, not a curated record. The coding region runs from base 265 to 2481 and encodes 738 amino acids.